UUUGAAUCAACACUCGGCCUCCGCAACUGACCUCAGCUCACAGAUCAUUUUCUCUCUUUUUUUCUCUCAAUAUAUACACACACAUAUAUCUAUAUAUACAUACACAAAUACAUACAUUCAUUCUCUCUCUAAAAAUCAAAUUACUUUCAAUCUACGCUUUCAAAAAAGUAAAGCAACUCCUCCACAUUUCGUCCCCAAAAGCAUCCAUCAUCUCCACCUACCUUCCAAAAUCCACCGCCCACCCACUUUUCUCCAUUUCCAUCGCCACCACUUCCACCACCGUCAACCACCGCUAACCGCAAAGCCCUAACCGUCAAAAUCAUCUCGAUUGUUUUUUACCCUUGAAGAUUAAAAAAAAAGAGGGGUUGAAUUCUCCAUUUCUCUGAAACAAUGGCUGGUUUAGAAGAGAAAUUCGAGUUAUCUGAAAACCCCAAAUCCUCCAUCUUCAAUCGGUCCCUAACCAUGCAAUCCACCAGAAAACCCUACCUGUACUCGACCCUCGAACGCACCGGAUCGAUCAAGCAAUUGUACAAUUCGCCGUUCGGAUCGGUCUUCUCUGCUGGGAAUUCAAUCAAGGGAAAGGUAAAAAAGCUCUGCAGCAUAUUCGAAUCCACCAAAUCCCCAACAUCAGUUCUGGACGAAUCGCAAUCGCAAUUACAAUCGCCAACCAAAUUGAAACCCACCAAAUCGAUCGAAACCGAUUCUAGGGUUUCUUCGUUCACGACCAACCCUCUGAUUCGAUUGCCGGGUACUGAAGAUCGAAUUGUCGUCUAUUUCACCAGUUUGAGGGGAAUUCGGAGGACGUACGAGGAUUGCUGUGCUGUGAGGAUGAUAUUGAGGGGAUUUAGGGUUUUCGUCGAUGACCGCGACAUUUCCAUGGAUUCAGCUUACAGGAAAGAGUUGCAGAGUGUUCUGGGCGAAAAGAAUGUUACUUUGCCACAAGUGUUCGUCCGAGGGAAGUACAUUGGAGGUGCUGAUGUGGUCAAACAGCUUCAUGAGGUUGGUGAAUUGGCCAAAAUUCUCGGUGGCCUUCCCAUUCGAGCACUAGGGUUUGUCUGCGAGGGCUGUGGGGAUGCCAGGUUCAUUCCGUGCUCGAAUUGCAGUGGAAGCAGAAAGGUUUAUGACGAAGAUGAAGACCAGCUGAAGAGAUGCCUGGAGUGCAACGAAAACGGGUUGAUCCGGUGUCCAACUUGCUGUUGUUCUUGAGUUUUUUUUAUUCGGUGCGUAUAUCUUCUUGAAUAUCACUAUGAAUGAUGUACAUAUAAGUAUGGUUUGGGUUCUAAACUUUGCAUGGAUUUCAUGGUUUGCCUAAAUUGUUGUGACUCGAGAAGUUAUUUGAUCUUCUCUUUCAACAACAUUAUGACAUAAAACAGUGUGGGUGUGGGUGUGUUUUGCUUGUAAGCGUUAUGCCUCUUAAUUUUCGUGGGAUUGUAAAUUUGCUUCUAUACAUAUAUACAUGUAGAAGUAUCUUAUCAUGAUGAUGGUGUAUUACUUGCCACCCAUGAUUGAUGCAUGUGAUUUGCAACUUGUGGUGGAGCUUAUUAAAUAAUGUAACUCGUAAUACAAUAAGUGACAGUGUAUAUAUUUUUUACUGUCAUACAUUAUUGAGUUGCUCAA
Molecule: messenger RNA, 1617 nt
Organism: Cornus florida
Lineage: Eukaryota; Viridiplantae; Streptophyta; Magnoliopsida; Cornales; Cornaceae
Exons: 1
Coding region: 391-1206 (271 amino acids)
Source: RefSeq, a predicted model, not a curated record